AAAGUACAAAGAGCGGCUUGCCAGAGCACGUAAAAUAACAAUUGGGCUGGACAUAUGGACCAAAAAAGGACUUACAGCUUCAUUUCUGGCAAUUAGUGCAUGUUUUUUUGGCACUGUGGUCAACAAAGCACAGCACAUAUUGUUGAGACUUGAUCAGAUCUCACACCCACACACGGCAGAGUGUAUAAAACAUUGUAUUGACCGAUGCAUAAAGGACUGGGGAAUACCACAACACAAAAUUCUAACAGUCAUAACUGACAAUGGAAGCAACAUGAUUGCAGCAUUCAAGUCUAAUGAACCAGAUGAGCCCACUAGCUCCGACUCCGAGGAUGAAUCCAUCGAGACGAGUGACCCUGAACAUUCUGAGGUGGCUGCUAGAGAACGCCAGAGGUUUGGAGCCAUAGAUAUGAGUAGGACCCCCUGCGUUGUACACACUCUACAACUUGUGGUGAACAUGAUCCAGAAAGACACUAGUGUCAACCGACUGCUGAGCAAAGUUAAGCUCUUCCGCAAGUCAUCUGUGGCAACUGAGCGUCUGCUGCAGAUGUGUCAACUAACCCUGAUCAAAGACUGCCCUACUAGAUGGUCCAGCACAUAUCAGAUGAUAUCACAGCUUCUCCAAAUCAAGGACUCAGUAGUUCAGGUUGCGGAUGGGAUGAGCUGGGACUAUUUACUCUCAAGUGAGUGGCAUAAGCUGUCCGCUCUCAGAGAUUUACUCAUCCCCUUCGCUGAGCAUACCCAGUUGCUCCAGAGUGACACACAGUCAUUAUCCCUUGUGGUGCCUGGUCUCCUGGACCUGCAGGUUCACCUGUCUGAGUUCCCCCAUGCCCAGGGAUCUAGCUUUAAGGACCUCGCUUCCCUGGCAAUUAAGAUGAAGGCAAACAUGGACAAGAGGUUCAGCUGCUUUCUUGAUCACACUGACUCCAAGUUUUCACCUCUCGCUGCUGCUGCAUGCUUCCUUGACCCAACAGUUGCACCUGAAGCACUCCUUGAAAAUGAUGAUGAGCAAAUAGGAGCACUUCUGAGAAGAUCAGAAGAUUAUCUUGCUCAAUUGGUGCCACCAGUUGUACGGGAGAAGGAGGCUGAAGAUGAGAAGCCAGUGGAGGGAGAAGAAUCCAAAGAAGAGCAGCCUCACAACAAGCAGCCCAGAUUCAGAUUCUUGUCCUAA
Molecule: messenger RNA, 1168 nt
Organism: Carassius gibelio (silver crucian carp)
Lineage: Eukaryota; Metazoa; Chordata; Actinopteri; Cypriniformes; Cyprinidae
Product: zinc finger BED domain-containing protein 4
Exons: 2
Coding region: 272-1168 (298 amino acids)
Source: RefSeq, a predicted model, not a curated record